Mastomys coucha (southern multimammate mouse) is the source of this 684-nucleotide messenger RNA. RefSeq names its product arylacetamide deacetylase-like 4. The record is from RefSeq and is a predicted model, not a curated record. The transcript has a single exon. Gene Ontology annotation, molecular function: hydrolase activity. The annotation marks the transcript as partial. Lineage: Eukaryota; Metazoa; Chordata; Mammalia; Rodentia; Muridae.
UUUGGAGGUUGGGCUGCAGCCUCCAUUGCCCAGAGCCUGGUCAGUAUCCCUAGUCUCCCCCAGAUCCGAGCUCAAGUCUUGAUUACUCCAAUUUUGCAGUUUGUUAAUUUCCUUUUACCAUCUCAACAACAGAAUAAAAACAUCCCAUUUCUUACCAGAGACUUGAUGACUCUACUUGUGGGUAAAUAUCUGGCCAUUGACCUCUCUUGGAGCGAUUCCAUGCUUACAGGUUCUGUUAUACCUCCAGACAAGUGGAUGAAAUACAGAAAGUGGCUCAGCUCUGACAAUAUCCCCAGAAGGUUCUGGAGCCAAGAUACACAACCUGAGUUUCUUGGACAUUUUAAUGAGGCUGCCUAUCUAGAAACAAAACAUAUAUUCCACACGGAAAUUUCCCCAAUCAUCGCAGAUGAUGAGACCAUUGCUCAGCUUCCUGAGGCAUGCCUAGUGAGUUGUGAGUAUGACAUAAUCCGCGAUGAUACCUUGCUUUACAAGAAGCGCUUGGAAGACCAGGGCAUUCCUGUGAACUGGCACCAUGUGACUGACGGUUUGCAUGGAUGCCUUAUAAUGUUUGAUAUAAAGUUUCUAAAUUUCCCCUGCAGCAUGAAAAUGGUAAACACUGUUGUCAGUUACAUAAAGAGCAUAUGAUAGUCACUUUGGUCUUUGAGUAUAAUGAAAUAAAAUAUC